CGGGAAUGUUUGGUGAUGUGGCUAUGCUCUGACAUCCAUCCGAGGGAAUAUAUCAAAUAAAAAGCAGACACAUUUACCUGGGAAGCACUCGCACAGUGCCAUCUUUAUGUUAAGCCGUCUGGCCACAGUCCUCCAGGAGCUCUCUGGAGAGGAGGGCCCAGAUGGAGACCCACAGGGCAUGCUGGUGCCUCAGCUCCCUGCCGGUGAGGGCCAGGCUCCGGUGGAGUCUGAGGCACCUGAGGAGGCCAUGGAGAGGCUGGCUCACCUGGAACAACUGGUAGUCCAGCUGAAGGAGCUCAUCCGAGACAAAGACACCCAGCUCGUCCAGAAGGACACUGAGCUGGUGAAUAAAGAUGCACAGCUCAAGAAUGAGAAAGAAGAAGCUGAGGCUCGCUUCACCAAACUCAAACUGCAGGCCAAAGCCAAGAUGGCUUCACUAAACAAACAGAUAACUGAUCUGAAAGGACAAGGUGGAGCAGCACAAAGUCCAGACAGCUCUUUUACAGGAGCUGGUGCUGCGGUCGAGGAGGAGCUCCAAGAACUUAAGAACAAGCUGAGCGAGGAGGAAGCCAAGAGCAGAGGGCUUCAGGAGCGACUCCAGACCACCGAGCAGCUCCUUCAGGAGAAGGAAUCUGUCCAUGCUGAACAGUUGCUGAAGCUGCAGGCUGUGGUCUGUGAGAAGGAUGUACGUUUCCAGGAACAGAUCCAGAAACAUGAAGAGGAGCUGAUGAAGGUCACAACACAGUCACAGAAUGACGGAGAACUUCAGCAGGCCCUGAAUGCUGCACAGAGGCGUUGUGAAGAGCUUGAGGAGGCCUUAAACUCUCGGUCUCAAGUGCUUGAAAUGCUGCAGCAAGAAGUGAGCAGUGCUGACCAGCAAAAACAGAUCUUGACAGCUCAGUUCCGGCAGAUGGAGCAGGAGCUGGCCGAGGCCGUCAAGCAGAGGGAGGAGGAGAGACAGCAGUGGGCUGAACGGGCCAGCAGGGCCGAUGCAGAACUCGCAGCCCUCCGAAUCAGCCUGGAGGCUUUGGAAAGACAGAGUGUAGAGAUGGUGAGGCAAGAGAGCGAGCUUGCCUCACUGAGAGAGGCAGAGCAUGUUAGUCAGGAGGCUCUGGAGAAGGAGAAGGUGGAAGUUGCCAGAUUGGAGGGAGAACUGGCUCUGAUGAAAGAGAAUGAGCUUGCAGCCGCCCAAGCAACCCUCGAUGCUCUGGAGAGAGACAGGGCGGAAAUAGUUCGGCUUGAAAGUGAGCUUGCUUCAAUGAGAGUGGCAGUCGACCAUGCCAGGCAGGACGCGUCAGAGAGGGAGACGUCAGAAGUGGAUAAACUAGAGAGAGAGCUUAAGGAAGAGCAUGAAGAUGCCCAGAAGAAGGGUGAGAUCUUGGCUGAAAUCUGGAAACAUCUACGAUCUCUGACUCCAGAAGAUGUGCAAGCAGCAGAGGAAAUCUCCUCCCCUGCUGACCUUUCUCUGUUCCUGGAUGCUGUGCAGUCUAUUGAGAGACAACUGACAAGGCUGAAAGAUGAACGCAGUGAGAGGGAGGAACAUUGUGCCGAGCUCACCCACACCAUGGAAACCCUUCAGGAACAAUUAAACAGAAAAACCACAGAACAGGAGGAAAAGAUACAAGAGCUGGAGCAGCAGAUUGUAAUGAUGUCUGAGAGAGAACCAUCAGCACAGGAUUCAUCUGAAGCUAAAAAAGCUUGCAUACUUGAACUGGAGCAGCAGCUACUUGAAAAAGACAAUGAGCUGGUUGCCUUGCAGGAGUCCCUCAGACUGGCUCAAGAGCACAGCAUUAGUGAAGUUACAUCAUGUGAAAACUACAAUCAGACUACAGAACAGGGUCAGGAUGCCAGUACGCCCCCCCAUGACAGUUCUGCAGCCCUUCCUGACUUCAUGGAGGAUACACAAGAAGAGGAGACCACCUUAGUUGCUGAGGACACCUCAGUCCUCUCCAUUUCUGCUGAUAAUGAGAGUAGCCCAGAGCUUAUUGGACACCAGUCUGAAUCCCCAGAAGAAUCCAAAGGGACCUCCUCAGAUGAGAUGGUCGCCAGUAGUGAUUCAGAGGUGGCCCACAGCAGCUGGACCCUCCUGGAAGCUGUGAAUCAAGAUGGAGGCCAGGAGUGGCCAUCCAUCCUGCAAGACUUUGGCCAGCUGCAGUUGCAGUCGUGGGAGGCGACGAGCAUGGAGUCGGAAACCUCCACAGUUCAAGUGGAGUCCUCCUCUGUCAUCAUCCGAGAGACGGUACAAGUUCAUCUGACUCAGCAGAAUUCUUCCCCCACAGAGGGUAACGUUCCCUCUGGCCAGGUCUUUGCUCAGGCCUUAGCUGAGGAACUUCAGAAGAGGUACAGUGAGCUUUUGGCUGAGCUUCAGAGGCUCAGAGAGGCAGCUGCUGAGUCACAUGAGAAAAUCAAGGGCCUGGAAGAAGACACACAGUCCCUUACUGCUGCCAAAGAAGAGGCCGAGUCCCAGGCCAAUAGUUUUGCAGAGGAACUUAAGUCAGCCAGAGAGGACUUGGACAAGAUUUCUCAACAAAGCAGCUCUGGGGUGGAGAAACACAGUGUUGAAAUGCAGCUUCUAGAAGAACAGAUAGACAUUUUAAACACUGAAAGUAAAACCAAGGAGGACAAAAUCCAGGCCCUGCAGGCAGAACUGGAAAUGGCACGCCAAGCUUUCUCUGAACAGGAGGGGCAAGCCAGGAUGCUGAGUGCUCAGCUGGAGGACAGGGAGCUUCUCUCCUCUGAGCUUGAAAGGAGGCUUCAAGAUAUGGAAAACAGCAUGUUGGAAUACUCUCAGACAUCAGAGCUCAACAAUGAUACUUUGUCCAAGAAGGACUCUGAGAUCAGUGAGCUACAGCUCCUUCUCAGCCAAAAAGAGCAGGAAGUAAUGGAGCUAAAUGACAGUAUGUCUGCUAAGCUCCUUCAAGCAGAAGAAGAGAAGUUCCAGACAGACGGUGAAGUCAAUAAACUGAAGGAGCAGAUAGUGGAACUGGAGAAAGUCAGAGAUGAGAAACAGAAAGUAAGUUAUGAAGACUCAGAUGCUCAGGUAGAUGGUGAACUCACUAGUUUAAGGAAGGAAAAGGGAGUACUGGAAACCCAACUGACAAACACAAAGAAGAAGUUGCAGGCUGCACUUGUCCAACGCAAAGAGCUCAUGAAGAAAGUUGCUGAGUUUGAGGUAGAAGCAAAGAAAUUGAAAGAGAAAGAUGAGACCGCAAAGGGAGAAACUCCUGCAAACAUUCCAGAGGUAGGACAAUCUAGAGAACAUGAGAUUCAGGAAAUGGAGGGAAAACUCCUCAAACUCGAGCAAGCUUUAAGAUCCAAAGAAGAGGCAGUUGAGACUCUUGAGCAGAAAAUUAGCCAGCAGGAUCAAGUACUCACUGAGACCCUUGCUUUGAAUAAAAAGCUAAUUGAAGAAGCUGAAAACACUCAGCAGGCUGACAUUACUUCUGAAACAACUGCAUUACAAUCCCAAGUGACCUCUCUCGAAGCAGAAUGUGAAACCCUUCAGAAGAAAGUUCAGGAGGCCCAAGAAUCUCGCAAGGAAACCAUCCGCAAAGCAAAAGAGAAAGAUAGGCACCACCGUGAGCAACUGAAGCAGCAGAAAGAAGAAUACAGCGAGCUGAUGGAGCGUUUUGAGGUGCAGAGCGGCGAGCAAGUAACUCUUAUGACUAAACUGAGGGAAUUAGAAGAAAAUGUGAGCACUGAAAGAGAAGACAUGUCUCACCGAGAGACCAAGCAACUGGUUGAAAAUUUGGAAAAGCAGGCAGCAGGUGAUUGGGUCCAGGAGGAUUGGGUGGACUUUGCCACAUCGGAGACGGAUUCAUCACAACCACAAUCCAGCGAUCCAGUUCAGCGUCCUGCAGAGCAGUCUGACGUCCUUUCUGCACAAAUGGAGGAAUCUCUGAAAUCUCUUAGAGAAGAGAUCCACACUGUGCGGAUGGCUAACACAGAGCUAGAGACGCAGCUGCAGGAAGCCCAUGCCAGUUUGUCACUGAAGGAGGAUGAAUUAUUGGAACUUGGCAAAGAGCUACAAACACUACGAGAAAAGGAAAGACAGAUUGAUGCACUCUCAGAGGAAAUUAAUGAUCUUAGAGAAAAGCAUCGCCAAGCUGAAUCUUAUGCUGAGACCCUGAAAGCAGAGAUGGAAGCUGCAGCCAAAGCAACAUCUACAGAUUCUACAUCCUCAAUUGCAACUCUUCAGGCUGAAGUGGAGGACUUUAAGCAGUUCCUCGACAAUAAGAACCAUGAAAUCAAGGAGCUAAGUCAGCAGCUUAGUGAGCAGAACUCCCUCAUACUCUCAAUGCAGGAAACAGUGUCUGAGAAGGAUCAGCUUAUAUCUUCUUUGCAGGAAGAACUGAAGGCUGAGCAGGAAAAAACCCAAAGGUUAGAGUUUGAGGUUCCACAGAAACAAGAGGAAGAAAAAGACAGCGAGGCAAAGAUCCAGCAGCUUCAACGGAAGCUUCAGGCUGCUCUGAUCUCUCGCAAAGAGGUCUUAAAAGAAAACAAAACCCAGAAGGAACAGCUAGCUUCAACAGAGAUGCUUAUAACUGAACUGCAGCAAAAAAUGGAGUCAGCGGAAGAUGAGCUGGAGAAGCUAAGAGCAGAAAGAGUUAGACUGAUUGAUGAGGUUGACCGGACAUUAGUGGAAAACCAAAGCCUUGGAUCAUCUUGUGAGAGCCUCAAACUGGCCAUGGAGGGCAUACUAAAUGAGAAAGAUGCCUGUAAGAGAGAAGUGGAGUUAGCUAAAGAAGAGGCCACCAGAACAUGCAGAGAAUGGGAGGAAAAGGUUCAAGGCAUGAAGGACGAGUAUGAGACUCUGCUCAAGUCAUAUGAGAACGUGAGCGACGAGGCAGAGCGAGUGAGGCGGGUCCUGGAAGCUGCCAGGCAGGAGAGACAAGAGCUUGCAGCCAGGGUGAGAACGCAUGAGGCUGCCAAGCAGGAAGCUGAAAGACAGGCAGAAGAGGCACAGAAAGAGGUGGAUACAGUAAAAGACAAAAUGAGAAAGUUUGCCAAAGCAAAGCAGCAGAAAAUACUUGAUUUAGAGGAGGAGAAUGAGAGACUAAGAGAGAUGCAGGAAAAGACCGGAAUAAAACGAGAGGGCAUGGCUCUCAAAGCUGAAGUUGAAAGACUUCAAGAUGAGCUGGGGGCUUUGAAAGCUGAGUUGGAUGCUACAGUGGCAGAAAGAGACUCUUUAGGGCAGCAGAUUGAAGAGUUGAGGGGACAGAUUGCCCAAACAGGAGACAAAGAAGACAAUGUAAUUCAGGAUUCUCUGCCCAGCUCUUCGGCUAUUGUAGAAGAGGUUGUCACUGCCCAGCAAUCAGACCUAAUGAUGACGAGAGCAGAGCCUGUUGAGAGUAAGUCUGAAGACAAAGAAGAACUAGCCAUAACCACUGAGGAGAUGCCAACUGACCAAAUAGCUGCAGUGCAUGCACCAGAAACACAUGUGCAACCUACUGAGGAAAAAGAGCAAGCAGAAAUGACUAAAGGUAUUCAAGAUUUAUUAGAGGAUAAAAUUAGGGAGAUGGAGGCAGCUGUCAUUGCAGAAAGGGAACUGUGGCAGGAACAGGAGGCUGAACUCAAAGCUCAACUGGCUUCUCUUGAGCGAGAUCUUCAUGAGAGUAAAGAGAAGGAGAGCCUCGUGGCCUCCCUGGAGAAGUGCCUUCAAGAGAGCAAAGAGAGAGAAAAGAGCCUGAUUGAAGAGGGUUCAAAGAGGGAAGUCCAGUUCAAAGAGCUCCUCAGAAGCCUUGAAACUGAGAAAGACAACCUGGAGGAGCGUCUGAUGAACCAGUUGGCUCAGCUCAACGGGAGCAUCGCCGGCUACCAGCAAGAGGCAGCGGACAACAGGGAGCACCUCAAUGAGCUGCAGCGGGAGGUGGAGAGGUUGGAGAGGGAGCGAGCCGAACUCGAAGCCGAGGCUCAGAGUGAGCGUGACCGGGCUGCCAGGCUGGAGGAGGACAUGAGGCAAGCCCAGAGAGAAAGAGCUGAGGCUGAAGCAGAGUCUGGCAAGCAGAGGGAGCUGGAGCAACAGCUGAGGUCUGCUCAAAGGGUCAGGGAAGGUAGUCAGAGCAGAGCACGUCAGCUGGAAGAACUGUUGAGGGAGAAGCAGCUGGAGGUCCGUCAGCUGCAGAAGGAUUGCAUCCAGUACCAGGAGAGGAUCAGUGAACUGGGCAAAGAAGCUAAGGCGCUGCAGCUAGGCCACGAUGAGCUCCACAACAAACUAGAACAAUCCCAGCAGGAGACUUCCAAAACUGUAGAAGACUUGAAAAGGACUGAGGCAGAGUUGGUGAGCUGCAAAUCCAAGCUGGAUGAGGCCCUGCGGCAGGCGGGCGAGGCUUUAGCUGAGAAAACAACCCUUGAACAGAACUCCCAACAGAAAGAGGCCAUGAUGAGAGCUGAGGCAGAACAAACCCUUGACUCUGUGAGAUUCAGGCUGGGAGCUGAAUUAAAGGAGAUGGAGCUGAGACUGGAAGAUGCAUACAAUGAAAGGGAAAAGGAAGAGGAAGCCACUCUGGAGGCCAGAGAGAUCGCUGAAGGAGCUGAGAGACGGGCCCAAGAGAUGCAAGCUCGUCUGGAUGAGUCUCUGGCCAGGUUAGCCGCUUUCUCACGUUGCAUGUCCUCAUUGCAAGAUGACCGGGACAGAGUUUUGGAUGAGGCCCGACAGUGGGAAACUCGCUUUAAUGAUGCUCUGCAGGGUAAGGAGGCUGAAGUUCGGGAGGCUGAAACACGGGCCAAGGAACUGGCAGAAGAGCUUCAGAGAGAAUCUGCCCUGAAAGAGGAACUUCAGCUCGCAGUGGAAAGACUAGAGAAAGCAAACAAAGAUUUGCAGCUGAAACUGGAAGAGGAUGAAAAGAAAGUCACAGAGAGCCAAGCUGCCCUUGAGCAGGAGAAGAGCAAACUUCAGCAAACUACAACUGAGCUGCAGUCUGCACAAAACGAAGCCCAGGCCCUGAAAAAUGAGGUGGAGAGUCUCCAUCAGAGGGCUAGAGCUCUGGAGGAGGCGGUAGGUCGGCUGCAGGGCGAAGUUGACCAGGCCAGGGCUGAGCUGAAAGAGAGGGAGGCAGAAGAGAGGCGGCUGUGUUUGAACGUUGAGCAACUAGAGACAGACCUGCGGUCCUCUAAGGCCUUGACAGAGAGUCUACAGACUGAGUUAAAUGAGAAGGAAAGGAGAGAGGUGGAAAUGCUGGGGGAGAAGGAGCAAGCUGUUACUGAGGCAGCAGAAGAGGCUAGGAAGGAGGCUGACAGCAGGGCACAAGGAGCAGAGGAGGAGCUGGAGCAGAGACGAGGCGAAGUGCGGGAUCUGGAAGAAAAACUACGAAAGGCAGAGGAAGAGAGCAACAACAGAAAAACCAGACUGGACUCUUUCAUGAAGGCCAUGGGCUCCUUGCAGGAUGACCGAGACAGAGUCCUCAACAUGUACAAACAGCUGGAGGAGAAACACCUGCAGGUGAUGAUGGAGAAGGAUGGUCUUAUCCAAGAAGCGGCAGGAGAAAACAACAGCCUGAAGGAAGAGCUGCGCUCUCUGCUGGUCCAGAGAGAUGACCUGUAUGCUGAAAAGGCCAAGCUGUCCGCUCAGCUUCACGGCUACCGUGAUGAACUUAACCAAGUCCUGAGCAUGAAGGAGUCCCAACACAAACAGCUUCUGGCAGCUCAGCGAGAGCGUAUUGCCACUCUGGAAAGAGAACGUGAGGAAUUGGAAAGUCAGUUAAAGAGUGUUAACAUAGUCAGAGAGACAGAAGUAGAAGCAGGCAGAGUAGAAAGGGAGACUCUUAGUCAAGCUGUUGACUUUACGACCGCAUCGCAGGUGAAGGAUGCGCCCGGUGCAGAGGUUGAGAAGCUGAGGGAGCAGCUGCAAGCAGUGAGAGAACAAGUGGAGGCUUUGGAGGAGACCCUACUGAAGGAGAGACAGGGGCAGGAGAGCAGUAGCAAAGAGCUAGCUGAGCUUCGAUGGGAGGGAGGUGUGAUGCGGACAGAGUCGGAGAACGCCCAGGAGAGAGUGGCAGAGCUGGCCCGAGACUUGCUGGCUGUCGAACAGAGGCUGCUAGAGGAGAAAGAGGUGGCGACGAAGCUCAAAGCAGAGAACCAGUCAUUCUCAAAAGCUAUGGCCUCCCUCCAGGACAGCAGGGACCAGGCAGUAAACAAGGCCCAGGAGCUGAGCCUGAAGCUAGAAGAGAUGAGCAAGGCAGGUGGCCACGCAGCACACAGCAGCCCCGGAGGCUCCACCGGAGAGGUGUGGGGGCUGAAGAACGCACUACAAGCCCUGCAGAAUGACAGGGAGAGACUGCUGGAGCAGCUUCAAACACAGACAUCUGAGCUCAAGAAACAGAAGUCAGAGCUGGCUCGACUGGGAGCAGGAGAGCUGAUUAAAGUCAGCCAGGAGCUGUUUGAGGAGAAAAAGAAGAACGAAGACAUGCUGAGCGUCAUAAUGCAGCUAGAGAAUGUGGUAGAAAUGAGCAAGCAAGAAAUAGAAACUCUCAGACUGGAGCGUAUUGAUUGGAUGGCUCAAGCAGAGCAGCUGAAGCAGCAGACCCUCACCACACUCUCAGACAGGGACCAACAACUGCGGCAGCUCAGCGCCAUGCUGGAGGAAGCCCGCACUCAUAAACCCAAACUUCAGCAAGAACACUAUCAAAGAGAGGGCACAGAGGAAGUGGACAGUGCUCCUGGAGCCCCGCAGGAGCGAAGUAGCCAGCUGGACAGCCACACCUACAUAGCUGAGGUCAAAGAGCUACAGAGAAGGCUGGAAGAAGAGAUGCAGCAGAGGGUGGCUGCUGAGGAACAGCUAAUGGACACACAGGAUCGACUCAAACGUCACAGCCAGGCUAAACGACACUCUGCACAAGAGGAGGAUCACUCAGAGACUGCUGUUUUCAUCGAGCCGCCGGAAGGAGCUGUCACUCGAACUCGGAGAGGUGGACCGGGUCUGGUGCGGAUGCUCCGCGUGGCCUUCUGCUCCCGUCAGCGCACCCCUCUGCUGUUCAGCCUCUAUCUGCUCACUGUGCACGUCCUGCUGCUGCUGUGUCUGAGCGGAUACCUUUGAAAAGCAGCUCCCUUUUAAAUACUUGACAGAUAAGAGAAAGAGAGAGAGAGAGAGAGAGAGAGAGAGAGAGGAGGGGAAAGAAAAUGGAGAUGUGACACAGGCCUAACCCAAGCCAUCGAUAUGUUUUAUAUUGUCACAUGUAAUAAAUUAUAUCUAGACACAAACGUUGCACUUUACAGGACUUAAUCUUUUAGCCAAAGUAUGUAGAUUUAUAUAGGAAGCUGUUGUCAGUGGUUUGAACUAUGUUGCUCUUGUAUGACUUUGAGGAUGCAUGAUAAGUUUUUUCAAAACCCAAGUAGAGAGGACAUUAAAGGGACAAUUUUUCUUUCUAAAAAAAAAUCUAUAAGUAGGUUCAUUAUCAAGUUUUUUGGCGGAUUGUGUUCUUUACGUGCCUUUAGAUUCGGAUAUAAAAGGGUCACUUUAUGUUGGAGCAAUGGGGGGGCUAUGCAGGGUUCAGGUGAGAUCGAUUUCUCUCGGUCCGUCCGUUAAAUGUGACGCCAAAGCUCGCAGGCCGUUAGCUUAGCAUCGAGACCGGAAAUGGAGCUAUCUUGGCUCCGUUAAACGGCAGCAACAUCCACCAAACAUCACCAAGCAACUCAAAGAGCCUCACUAAUCAACAUCUACAUUACAUAUCGUUUGUUUAAUUCGUACAGAAACAGAAGUAAAAGAGACAUUUAGGUGUUUGACGGAGAUUGCGCGUGUGCUGGUGGCGGUGGUCUGUUACCGGACUGCGUUUUGGCGCCAAGCGGUUGCCGGGCAACCAUCAGCAACUCAAAGAAAGUUACUUAUUGCCACCAAAAGUAGCGUAGUACUGCAAAGUGUCGGUUUUUCCACUUCAGUUUUUGUACAGAUUAAACAAACAAGAUGUUGCUGACUGUUACAUGUGCUAGCUUUCCAUGCUGAGUUUCCCCCAGGUUUUGUGUUAAGGCUGCUUUCUGUAGUCUUCUAUUUAACAGAGAGAACAAUCUUGACAUCAAACUUUUGCCAGAAAGCGACUAAGCUGUAUUCCCCCCCCCCCCCUUAAAAAAAAAAAAAAAGUCAAACUUUUCUUUCUCUGAUGGCUUGAGGUUCAGGAUGUGCUGUUAUAGUCCAGUCUCUUCCUCUUCUGCUCAUUUCAUGCACAAAGUAACGGAGCACAGUGCAAUUUCCGUUCGUACACAUUCCUAUUGUGUGUUUUUCUUUUUAUUUCCCUCCUAUAUGAAUCACAUUUAAAAAAAACAAAAAGGAGCAUUAUAUUGAUAUUUGUACAUAUGUACAUGUAUUAUAUACGUCAGCUGGAUGUGGGUUUCCCUCUUAAGUAUCCAAUAAGAUUCCCUGUCCAUGCUUCGGUUGCACACGUUUUAGAUUUUACUCUGUAGUUUUUAUGGCAUAUGAAGUUGCCUUUCAGGUGCAAUGUUUUCCCACAGUGUGGAUUCAUUCCAGAGGAGAAAGACUGCUGUGUUUUCUAAUGAUAUCCAUCCCAUUAUAGACUACUCUGAUGAUGUAGCAUAAUUUAUUAUCCAUAAGUUGAAAAAUCGUCCACUACCAUACAUAUAUGUCGACAUCAUCCUUUAUUCUUUAUUGUUUUAUUUAAUCGCUCACUGUUGGUUGAAAUAAUGGCUCUGUACUCGUCUUCUUUUCACAUUCAUGUUCUUCACAUCUUACACCCACUGAAAAAUACUUUAAACUGUAAAUAACUGUUUAAAAAGGGCUGUAAAGAAAAAUAAAAUGUAAUAAAAGUUGGUGGUUUAGAUCAGGG
Molecule: messenger RNA, 10772 nt
Organism: Dicentrarchus labrax (European seabass)
Lineage: Eukaryota; Metazoa; Chordata; Actinopteri; Moronidae
Gene: golgb1
Product: golgin B1
Exons: 20
Coding region: 107-9034 (2975 amino acids)
Cellular component (GO): membrane; Golgi apparatus; cis-Golgi network
Source: RefSeq, a predicted model, not a curated record